This is a messenger RNA of Chironomus riparius, 5504 nucleotides long. The record is from the annotation of a GenBank genome assembly. Lineage: Eukaryota; Metazoa; Arthropoda; Insecta; Diptera; Chironomidae.
AAAGAUAUAAAAGUCCGUAAUAAGUAAAAUAAUCUAAAUAUUGAUGUUAAAAUUUGUUAAAUCUUAGAUAUCUGUGUAUAUUGAGAUGUAAUCAAUGCUGUAUAAUAGUGAUAUUCUGUAAAUUUCAAAGAAAAGCAAAAUAAAAAUGGAAAAUUCGAAUGAAAUCUCAAUUCUGGAUAUCCUCGAGCUGGCACACAGCUUAAGGCAGGAGAAAUUAUCCAUCGAAACAGAAAUGAAUGACUAUUUUCGACUGCAAAUGAAAUUAAGUGAAAAUUCAUUCGAGGCUAUAAAGAAUGCCUGGAUCCUGCAAAAUCAUCGGGAAAAUUUAAAUAGUCUCAUUGUCUCAAAACCUGAAAAUCGACCAUCUCUUUGUAGUCAACGUGCUAUACAACUUGAGAAUAUCGAAUUUAUUGACGCAUAUAAAGAUCCAGUAGUAAAAUCUCAACAUUUGGCACUUUAUGUAGACUUUCUACGUUACAUCCAUCAGUCUCCACAAUUGAUAGCAUCUUGUUUGACUGCCGCUGAUGAAUUACCAACAUUGGGUAUCACAUCCUUCGGAAAUGCUACAAAGGCAGAACAAAUGAGUCAAAUUGCUCAAAUCAUAUCAGCUGGCUUAUAUGGAAAUUCAAUUCACGGAAGGGAUGUAGAAAUGAUGUUAAAAUUGUUAGAUAAAUUAUUAGAAGUGAAAAUAGCUACAACUGAUGAUCCACGACGAUUAUUACGUCAAAAUUCGUCAUCAUUUGCACGACUUUAUCACAAAUUUCAUGAAUCUUCCUUAUCUUCUAAAUUAUUCCUUACUGCUACGCUACACGAGCCUGUUAUGUCCGUAUUAAUUAAUGAUACAGUUAUGUUAAAUGUUGAACAAGUAUCGGGAAUGGAGGAAAUUAAUAGAAUCAAUCGAAUUGAAAUGAUUGACGCACUUUAUACUUUAUCAAGUAGAUUCGUUGAGUCGUUAAGUGCAAACUGGAUUAUAUUUCCAUCAACAAUUCGAUGGCUCGUUCAAACAAUGUCAAAAUAUUUGCACAGUAAAGGUUGUGACUCGAAUGUUAUUCUCGAGAUUUUGACUGAUAUGGUUUUUGGACAUUUUAUAUGUCCAGCAUGUACAAAUCCGAAUCUCUAUGGCAUCACAGAUGCUCCAAUUUCGGAAAAUGCUCGCUUUAAUCUGAUACAAAUUGGUCAAAUCCUACAGACAAUGGCACUGGCCAAGCAUCAAAAUGUCGAUAAGAAAUUUAUGGAUUUAUUUGAUAAAUUCGAUAAAAAUAUAAUCUCAAAUAUGAUGGAUAGACUCUUAGAGAAUACAUAUGACAUCAGUGAAAUGGGAUUGUCACAUCAAUUGCCUACACUCUAUAAUAUUGGUAGAAGUAGCAUUUUAAUCACACAUUCGGAAUUGACUUUAUUCUUACAAUUUUUACGUGCAUCUGUUGAACAUUUGGAACCGUCUGAAAAGAAGAAAUUAAAGUCUAUGCUUGAUAAUCUUCCAGCAUUAUUUGAUCAAGCUAUUGCUCGCGUACAGAAUGGAAUAAUUGAGACAUCACCAAGUAAGAAGUCUAAAUUAAUGGGAAAAAUUAAUUCAAAGAAAAUUGUCAAGAACACUAGUGCAUCGUCAUUAAAUUCCGAGGAUAUGAAUGAUCAAGGCUCAUUUGAUGACUCAUCCGAUCGCGUUCUUAUCAUUCCAUUAUCAAUUUAUGAGAAUUCAAACAAAAUGCGUCCACUGUCAGAAGAUGAGGUAUUAAAUAUGAAUCAAGUGUCAAGUGAGCGAUCUGACACGAAUUCAUUGACCGAGAAGAAUAUUGAGGAAUUAAGUCGACAUAAUAAUACGAAUAACGAUAAGGUUGACAUUAAUAAUGAUGAAACGAGUAAGGAGAAGCCAGUUAAAUUCAUAUUAAAUCCAGAUGAUGUUUCAAUUGGAAAUACAUCAGAUAAUUUGGAACUAGAAGCAGUAAGUGAGGCACCGAGUAAUCAUUCUGUUGCAAGUUCACUUGAUUUAGAAGAGAAUAAUGAUAAUUUAUCAGACAUGGUUUCGGCAAAUGUUUCUGGGCGUGGAACGCCCAAUAUUUCAGGCCGUGACACGCCAUCUUCACAAGUUAUUGAUGUCCUUGAAGUUCAGCAAAUUCCAACGCCACAAAUGGCUAAAAUUAUCAAUAAAGCACGCAACGAUAUUGACGAUAAAUUCUGUAAAUUUGAAAUCAAAAAGUUAAUUGGGGGUGAUGAAACUAUAUCGAUAAUAAGUGAUACAUGGAGCACAGACGUUCUAGCUAGUGAUUCGGAAACAAUUGAGGCAAAUGAGAGAAACUUUUCUACUCCAUUAAUUCCAUCGAUUAUUCCUGAUUCCUUUCAAUUGCGUACGAAUAAUUUCGACAUUUCUGAAACUCAAUCGGAAUCUGCAUGGUCCACAGAUGUCUUAAUUGCUAGCGAUUCGGAAAAGAAUGGUGAAAUUGAUAAUGAGGAUACACAAAGUAUAACAACGAGAUCUGAUAUUACAGAUUCAAUAACGCCUAGGGAUCAAGAAGUUCCAAAUGCUAAUCACACUCCAGAUUCUCCAUUUUAUACUCCAAAUAGAGUUCCAAAUAUUAAUUUCCGACCAAUUGAUCCAUCAAAUAUUACGCCACGUACGCCAGACAGUCCUUUCUCUUUCCGCAGCACUGAAGAUUCACCACGACCAAUGGAACCAAUUCCGUUUCCUAGAAAUCGCAAUAUUAAUCGAGACAUGUCUGGAUCAGCAAGAAAUAAUCAAAAUGGAAUUUUUGGAUCCAAUUUUAAUUAUUUAUCCACAACAUCAUCAACCAUAACUUCAGUACAUCGACCAUUAAGACAGCAUUCAAAUGAGAGUCAAACGAGUGAGCAGGAACCGAAACAGCAUAAAUCACCGUCACGCGAGAAGAAAAAUAAGAAAGAAUUUAUUGAUCAGCAACAGCCAUUGAGUGUUUUUCGUGUAUCUGAUCCAAAUCUUGAGAAUUUCACUUCCGAUAAUGAUCCAGCAGCUGGAAAUAGAGUCAUAAAGACGAGUAUUAAUUUAAUUAAUCCUUUUAUGUCAUCAACAAGUAACAGCAAUUCACAAGAUCAAGUUAAAUCACUGACAGUAGAUGAACCAGUUGAGCAUCGUAGAUUAUCGGAUGAACAAAGGUCAAUGAGUUAUGAUUCGCGACGUAAUGGAAUGAUUGAUUUGCCUUCAUCACCAAUUAUCUUAUCAAGAUCAGAUAAUCCAUUUGAUAUACAGCUGAAUGCCCCAAAAUCACAACAAUCUGUUCAAAAGGCUAAUUCCAUUGACAUUGAUGGAGAUUUAUGUGCUAAAGCUGAGAAUUUAAAAUUAACUGAUAGUGGACCGACAUCUAGUGGAACUGUCUCUAAAAUAUCUAAUGGAAGUGUCAAAAAUCAUAAAGUGACUGGUGCUAUUCCUAAAAGUAUCAGUUUUGAUUCGACAGCAGAUAAAGUCGAAAAGAAUCAUCACCGACGAUCUGACGUAAACAGGCACAGCAGUCAACAUACAUCAACUGGAAUUUUCAAUAAAAUUAAGCAAGGCUUUAGAAGUAAGCGUGGAAAGGGAAGGAAUAGUAUUGAUGAAGCUUUAAAUAAUGAUCUUGUUCAAAAUGGAAAUGCGUCUGGAAAUGGAUUUAUUGAAGCUAUUCAAACUGAAACAUCAGAUGAUAUUCUCGCUAAAUAUAGACGCAAGCCUUCAUCAUCGUCUGACGCAGCAACAUCAGAUUCUGCUGGAAGUAAUAAUUCGAGUUCCUUAAAAAGCAAAAGUUCUGAUAACGAAAAUCGUUUAAGUAGCAUUUCAAACAACACUCGAGAAACUGAUUAUUUCAACAAUGCGAAACGAAAAUUGCGUUUAGUGCUCUCAACUAGCGAUUGUCAUGCUUGCGAUGUACGAAAUAAUAACGCAUCAACUGAAUCGCCAUUAUUAAGCUAUCUUCAAAUGCAAUUAGCACAAGCAAUGAAUCAACAAAAUUUCCAACAACUAUCAUAUGUGCAUGAAGUGCUUCGAAGUUUGAAUUCUUUGGACGCUAAUGCACAUUAUAAAUUGAUUGAGGAACUACAAAAGGAUCUUGUACAAAGGCAGAGCUACUUACAGUAUCUCAUAAGAUUAAGACAAGAUCUUUUAUCAACGAUUGCAACAAUUGACAAUUUCCAGAAGCGCCUUCAAGUUGAUCGGGAAAUGACCAAUAGACAUCUCGUCAUGGUCUGUGUUAGGAUGUUUAUGGAAAAGCGAGAACCAUUUUUGAUCGAAUUUCAAGAAGAAUUUAAUUUAAAGCCAGCUGCUGAUGAAAAAUUGGAAUUUAUGGAAGAAUUUAUUGCUAGACUUAUGGAAGGCUUAAAAAUUGACAAUAUAUCGCAAGGAAUGAAUGAAUGGCAACUGAUAGAAGCAAGGAACUGUAUUGAAAAAAUUCUACUUCAACGACUUUAUCAGCAAGUCAUGUUUCCGAAUGAUGAUGUUGAUAUUUCUAACGAUCAGCUUUUGCACAACUGCAUCAAGAAGCUUGGAAGAGUGAUUUCACCGUCACAUCCAGGAUUGAAAAUACCACAUCGAUAUUUGAAUGAGUCCCCAUGGCCUUUUGCACAAAAGCAAAUUUCCUACAUUUCUGCUUAUAAAACUCCACAAGAAAAAGUUCAAUGUGUUGUUAGAUGCAUCCAAUCAAUAAUGUAUUUGUUGAAAAUGGCAUCAAAUCAAGAGCCAGCAGCUGACGAUCUUGUUCCAGUUUUAAUUUAUGUCAUAAUAAAAGCUAAUCCACCUUAUUUACAAAGCACGAUAAAUUAUGUUGAAUGCUUCAUGGGAAAUAACUUGGAAGGCGAGGAUCUCUAUUGGUGGACACAAUUUUCUACUGCAAUAUUAUUUAUAAAGACGAUGAUUGAGAGAAUGGAGAAAACAGGUCGCAAUGAACAUUGUGAAUAAUUAUUUGAGCUAUAACUUUAUUUUUUCUGUUACUUCUUUAACUACUUUUGAAAAUUUUUGCGCGAGAUGUCAAAAGGUGAUAACUGUUUUUAUUACUGACACAUAAUAUAUAUAUUAUUAACCAGAUUUUGCAUAUACUAUAGGAAAAAUUAUUUCUUUUUCUUCGUCAGUGUCUCUCAAAAUUGAGCUGUAAUGUUGAGAGUCUGAAAAUUGAAAAAUGCUUAUUUUUGUAUUAUACGAAAAAGUGAAAAAAAAAUAUUAAUUAUUUUUAUAAUCUUCUUCAAGUUAUAUUCGCGAAAAUUGUAUAAACUAAUAAAUUAUAUAUUUAACAAUGUAUAUAGGACUAUCAUAAGAUCAAAAAUAUUUUUUGUAAUUAUAGAAAAUUACAAAUUCGCAAACAAUAAAUUAUUAAUCUCUUAAAUAACGGUCUUUUUGUGAUUUGAAUUCGACUUUUGUUGGCAGUAUUUUUGAAAACUUUCUCUUUUGUGAUACUUUGUCUGUCUGUCUGUGCAAUUUGCUUUAACUGAUAUUUUCAUUUUGAAUUUUCAGCUAAUUUGAAUAAGUUUGUACUAAAAUUUCAAAUUUUUCAUAGCUGUUUAAAUUUUUGAACUCU